This is a messenger RNA of Coregonus sp. 'balchen', 23699 nucleotides long. NCBI's taxonomy places the organism in Eukaryota, Metazoa, Chordata, Actinopteri, Salmoniformes, Salmonidae. The record is from the annotation of a GenBank genome assembly.
AAUGGAGGAUCAGGACAGAAUGAGCCAAGCCUCAAGUGUUGUCACAAUCUCCUCUUUCCCUGUCAGAAGCAAGGUUUGUCUCUCCUGUCCUGAACCACCUCUCCCUUUGCUUAGUCUCUGUUUAACAACCUCAAUGCUCAUUGACGCUACCGAACAUCAUGAACAUCAACGUUUACUGAGGUUAUUUUAUCAGCAUCAUUAUCAAUGAUCCUCUUUCAAACUCUUACAGGACGGUGAUGACAGGGUACACACGUUUGGGAAGAGAUAUAGGGCAGCUAAGAGAGACCCCAACUGCCCCGUGGUGAUCAGGGGUUGGCUCAAUAAGAAGGUACUGUUCAGUAAGCAUAACGUCCUAUAUUAUGUUUUGAUCACUGCGAAGUAGCAUUAAACAGGCUUUGUAUUGAAUGUGGAUGUAGGACUUUCAGAAACACUUUAUUAUAACUCACGAAUAAGCCUUUAUAAAUGCUUGUAUAUGUUUAUUAAUGCUCAUAACUGCUUUAUACAUGAUUAUACAUGUCAUAAAUGCUUAUGAAUUGUAAUGCUUAUAAUUCUUAUAAAUGCUUUGUCCCAUGUAGGACAGCUCUGGGCUGAAACUGUGGAAAAGAAGAUGGUUUGUCCUGUCUAACUACUGUCUGUUCUACUACAAAGGCAAGCAAAUAAUAUUUGAUCAUGUCGUUGUGUGUGUACCUUACAUAAAUAGUGCCGUUUUCUCUAGCCUCUCUUUUUCUCUAUCCUCUUUCUCUUCUAGAUAGUAGAGAAGAAUCUGUUUUGGGUAGCAUCCCGCUACCUAGCUACAACAUUCUAUUCUGCACACCGCGAGAGUGCAAGAACAGAAAACAUUCUUUCAAAGUAAGUAACAUAAAGUAUACAUUCCACUUUCCACUAUGUUGACUGUAUGUUUAGUACAUGUAUGUGUUUAUACUGUGUCUGUGUAUACUGUAAAAUAAUAUAUUCAUAUUAUAUAAGGUGGUGCACAAGGGAAUGCGCUCCUACUUCUUCAGUGCAGACACUCAGGAGGACAUGCUGGGCUGGGUCAGAGCACUCAGUCAGUCUGCCUGUAUGGAAGCAGACAACUCCAUCAACAGGUAGAGCACUAUAUCCCAACUCUUCAUCUUAGCAUUUCCCUAAGUAAUAAUUAUACUAAUAAUACUAGUAAUAUUAGGAUUCAUAAUAAUGAUACAAAAACGAAUAAUAAUAAUAAUAAUAAUAAUAAUAAUAAUAAUAAUAAUAAUAUUAAUAUAGGACUCAUUAGAAACUUUCUUUAACACAUUAUUUUAUUUUAUUUUGUUAUAAAGAGGUUUUAAUCCAGUCAUAAUGCUACCAUUUUCUCUACUGUUGUAUUAUCCUCCCUUUUCUGAUCCUCUCAGGCGUUGCUCGAGUUAUCAGGACUUCAUGCAGAUAGGUGGCAGCAGUGAGUCUGUUGAUCUCCCUCAUUCCCCCUCUCUCCGAGAUGGUCUCUCCCAAAAUGCGGCACACACCAACCGAUCACAGAGAGAACCAAAUCAGGUCACCGGGGGGAGAAUAGAGACACCACAUUCCGAACCGAGAGGGAGGCGGAGCAUGCAACAAAGGUAGUAGGCAGAAGCAGUGUCUAGACAUCUGCCAUCUGUCACUGUCUCUGUCACCAAACACAUUUAGAAAGUCAUACGGUUAUUUUGGGUGAAUUGUGUAAAGGGGGGUGAUGACUUUGGCAUUCUGUGCUAUUUUCUCUCUUGUGUACUCAGCCCAUCGCCCAAAACAUCCAGCCCAAUAGAGUUUAGCAGCAGAAGGAGAGACCGGACAGACGAGGAUCCCCUUCCCUUCCAUUCUGGUCUUAACACACCACCAAAGCCCAUAGAAUUUAUUGGGACAGGUUCUUUAGCCGCCAGAGGUCAAUUGGGGUCGCGACCCCACACACCAGUGGGCCGGGUUGACAUUCGACCCCAGGAUGAUCCUCCCGUUAUGCCAGAGACCCAUUACGCCCCUGCGUCUCCCAAGCUGGAGUUUAAGUCCGCCCCCCACACUCCAGGGACUGAGAGAUGGCAAACAAUCAACAGUGUGAGGAGGAAACAAUGAAUUAUUUGUGUUGUUAUUCUAUCACAAUACUUAUAAAUGUGUAGAUGCUGGGUAAAUACUUUUAUAAUAGAAGGAUUCAUGAGUAUGUGGUGUGUCAUUGUGUGUCAUCGUGACAAGGUAAAACUAAAACAUAGACAGCAUAAUAUAAUUAAAGAGGAAGUUAAUUAAGGUUGGGAUUAAGGUUUGGUUUUUGAUUCUUUAAUUAUCUCAAUCUUCAUGUUGCUUUUCUUCCCUAGCCCACGCCUGUAUACUCCUCCCUCCACCAUUUUUCAAGUGGACGAAAAGCUUUAGGAAAGGUACAGUACCCUGUAAAUAUACACAGAAUGUGCACAACAGAACAUAAUAUAUGUAUACAGUAUAUAGUAUACAUCAAUAAACAACAUACACUGUGUACACAGAAAGUUAAUACACACCGACAGUGCCUUCAGAAAGUAUUCACACGUAUUUCCACAUUUGUUGUCUUACAGCCUGAAUUUAACUUGGAUUGAAUUGAGAUUUUGUGACACUGGCCUACACACAAUACCCUAUAAUGUCAAAGAAGAAUCAUGUUAUUAGAAUUGAAUUUCAAGCACAGAUUCAACCACAAAGACCAGGGAGGUUUUCAAUGCCUCGCAAAGAAGGGCACCUAUUGGUAAAUGGGUAAAAAAACUAACAGACAUUGAAUAUCCCUUUGAGCAUGGUGAAGUUAUUAAUUACACUUUGGAUGGUGUAUCAAUACAUCCAGUCACUACAAAGAUACAGGCGUCUUUCCUAACUCAGUUGCCGGAGAAGAAGGAAACCACUUAGGGAUUUCAUCAUGAGGCCAAUGCUGAGUUUAAAACAGUCACAGAGUUUAAUGGCUGUGAUAGGAGAAAACUGAGGAUGGAUCAACAACAUUGUAGUUACUCCACAAUACUGACCAAAAUGACAAAGUGAAAAGAAGGCAGCCAGUACAGAAUACAAUUACUCCAAAACAUGCAUCCUGGUUGCAAUAAGGCACUAAAGUAAAACUGCAAAAAAUGUGUCAAAGUAAUGAACUUUAUGUCCUGAAUACAAAGCGUUAUGUUUGGGUCAAAUCCAACACGUCACAGAGUGCAACUCCUCAUAUUUCCAAGGAAGGUGGUGUCUGCAUCAUGUUAUGGGUAUGCUUGUCAUCUGCAAGUACUAGGGAGUUUUUUAGGAUCAAAAUAAACGGAAUAGAGCUAAGCACAGGCAAAAUCCUAGAAGAAUACAUGGUUCAGUCUGCUUUCCAACAGACACUGGGCAACAAAUUCACGUUUCAGCAGGACAACAACCUAAAACACAAGGCCAAAUAUACACUUGAGUUGCUUACCAAGAUGACAUUGAAUGUUCCUGAGUGGCCUAGUUACAGUUUUGACUUAAAUCUGAUUGAAAAUCUAUGGUAAGACUUGAAAAUGGCUGUCUAGCAAUGAUCAACAACCAACUUGACAGAGCUUGAAGAAUGUUAAAAAGAAUAAUGUGGAAAUAUUGUACAAUCCAGGUGUGUAAAGCUCUUAUAGACUUACCCAGAAAGACUCACAGCUGUAAUCGCUGCCAAAGGUGAUUCUGACAUGUAUUGACUCAGGGAUGUGAAUACUCACUGUAUGUAAAAUGAGAAAUUUCUGUCUUAAAUUAAAUGUCUAAAAACAUGUUUUCACUUUGUCAUUAUGGGGUAUUGUGUGUAGAUGGAUAAGAUUUGUAAAAAUGUUUUAUCCAUUUUUUAAUUCAAGUUGUAACACAACAAAAUGUGGAAUAAGUCAAGGGGUAUGAAUACUUUCUGAAGGCACUGUAUAUCUUUUUAAUAACAUGAUCAUUUAUCAUAGUGUAUUUAUAGGAAGAUAAUUGUAUAACUGACCAUCAUUAUUAUCAUGUGAACUUUCUAUAAUAAUAAGCCAUGUAUGUUACUAUAUAUAUACAGUGGGGAGAACAAGUAUUUGAUACACUGCCGAUUUUGCAGGUUUUCCUACUUACAAGCAUGUAGAGGUCUGUAAUUUUUAUCAUAGGUACACUUCAACUGUGAGAGACGGAAUCUUAAACAAAAAUCCAGAAAAUCACAUUGUAUGAUUUUUAAGUAAUUAAUUUGCAUUUUAUUGCAUGACAUAAGUAUUUGAUACAUCAGAAACGCAGAACUUAAUAUUUGGUACAGAAACCUUUGUUUGCAAUUACAGAGAUCAUACGUUUCCUGUAGGUCUUGCCCAUGUUUGCACACACUGCAGCAGGGAUUUUGGCCCACUCCUCCAUACAGACCUUCUCCAGAUCCUUCAGGUUUCGGGGCUGUCGCUGGGCAAUACAGACUUUCAGCUCCCUCCAAAGAUGUUCUAUUGGGUUCAGGUCUGGAGACUGGCUAGGCCACUCCAGGACCUUGAGAUGCUUCUUACGGAGCCACUCCUUAGUUGCCCUGGCUGUGUGUUUCGGGUUGUUGUCAUGCUGGAAGACCCAGCCACGUCCCAUCUUCAAUGCUCUUACUGAGGGAAGGAGGUUGUUGGCCAAGAUCUCGCGAUACAUGGCCCCAUCCAUCCUCCCCUCAAUACGGUGCAGUCGUCCUGUCCCCUUUGCAGAAAAGCAUCCCCAAAGAAUGAUGUUUCCACCUCCAUGCUUCACGGUUGGGAUGGUGUUCUUGGGGUUGUACUCAUCCUUCUUCUUCCUCCAAACACGGCGAGUGGAGUUUAGACCAAAAAGCUCUAUUUUUGUCUCAUCAGACCACAUGACCUUCUCCCAUUCCUCCUCUGGAUCAUCCAGAUGGUCAUUGGCAAACUUCAGACAGGCCUGGACAUGCGCUGGCUUGAGCAGGGGGACCUUGCGUGUGCUGCAGGAUUUUAAUCCAUGACGGCGUAGUGUGUUACUAAUGGUUUUCUUUGAGAAUGUGGUCCCAGCUCUCUUCAGGUCAUUGACCAUGUCCUGCCGUGUAGUUAUGGGCUGAUCCCUCACCUUCCUCAUGAUCAUUGAUGCCCCACAAGGUGAGAUCUUGCAUGGAGCCCCAGACUGAGGGUGAUUGACCGUCAUCUUGAACUUCUUCCAUUUUCUAAUAAUUGCGCCAACAGUUGUUGCCAACUCACCAAGCUGCUUGCCUAUUGUCCUGUAGCCCAUCGCAGCCUUGUGCAGCUCUACAAUGUUAUCCCUGAUGUCCUUACACAGCUCACUGGUCUUGGCCAUUGUGGAGAGGUUGGAGUCUGUUUGAUUGAGUGUGUGGACAGGUGUCUUUUAUACAGGUAACGAGUUCAAACAGGUGCAGUUAAUACAGGUAUUGAGUGGAGAACAGGAGCGCUUCUUAAAUAAAAACUAACAGGUCUGUGAGAGCCGGAAUUCUUACUGGUUGGUAGGUGAUCAAAUACUUAUGUCAUGCAAUAAAAUGCAAAUUAAUUACUUAAAAAUCAUACAAUGUGAUUUUCUGGAUUUUUGUUUUAGAUUCCGUCUCUCACAGUUACAGACCUCUACAUGCUUUGUAAGUAGGAAAACCUGCAAAAUUGGCAGUGUAUCAAAUACUUGUUCUCCCCACUGUAUAUAUAGUAACAUACAUGGCUUAUUAUAGAAAGUACAGUACCAGUCGAAGUUUGGACACACCUACUCAUUCAAGGGUUUUUCAUUAUUUUUACUAUUUAUUACAUUGUAGAAUAAUAGUGAAGACAUCAAAACUAUGAAAUAACACAUAUGGAAUCAUGUAGUAAACAAAAAAGUGUUAAACAAAACAAAAAUCGAAAUAUAUUUUAUGUUUGAGAUUCUUCAAAUAGACACCCUUUACCUUGAUGAGAGCUUUGCACACUCUUGAAAUUCUCUCAUCCAGCUUCACCUGGAAUGCUUUUCCAACAGCCUUGAAGGAGUUCCCACAUAUGCUGAGCACUUGUUGACUGCUUUUCCUUCACUCUGCGGUCUGACUCAUCCCAAACCAUCUCAAUUGUGUUGAGGUCGGGGGAUUGUGGAGGCCAGGUCAUCUGAUGCAGCACUCCAUCAGUCUUCUUCUUGGUAAAAUAGCCCUUACACAACCAGGUCUCUUCUUCUUAUUGAUGUCCUAGUAGUGGUUUCUUUGCAGCAAUUCGACCAUGAAGGCCUGAUUCACACAGUCCCAUCUGAACAGUUGAUCUUGAGAUGUGUCUGUUACUAGAUCUCUAUUUGGGCUGCAAUUUCUGAGGCUGGUAACUCUAAUGAACUUAUCCUCUGCAGCAGAGGAAACUUUGGGUCUUCCAUUCCUGUGGGGGUCCUCAUGAGAGUCAGUUUCAUCAUAGCGCUUGAUGGUUUUUGCGACUGCACUUGAAGAAACUUCUUGAAAUGUUCCGUAUUGACUGACCUUCAUGUGUUAAAGUAAUGAUGGACUGUCAUUUCUCUUUGCUUUUUUGAGCUGUUCUUGCCAUAAUAUGGACUUGGCCUUUUACCAUAUAGGGCUAUUUUCUGUAAACCCCCCUACCUUGUCCCAACACAACUGAUUGGCUCAAACACAUUAAGAAGGAAAGAAAUUCCAUAAAUUAACUUUUAAGAAGGCACACCUGUUAAUUGAAAUGAUUUCCAGGUGACUACCUCAUGAAGCUGGUUGAGAGAAUGCCAAGAGUGUGCAAAGCUGUCAUCAAGGCAAAGGGUGGCUAUUUGAAGAAUCUUAAAUAUAAAAUAUAUUUUGAUUUGUUUAACACUUUUUUUGAUUACUACAUGAUUCCAUAUGUGUUAUUUCAUAGUUUUGAUGUCUUCACUAUUAUUCUACAAUGUAGAAAAUAGUAAAAAUAAAGAAAAACCCUUGAAUGAGUAGGUGUGUCCAAACUUUUUACUCUUACUGUAUAUGUAUAUAUAUACAUAUAUUUUCUUAAUUACGUACUGUAUCGUAUAUAUUUUUUGCCCUGUUUCUCUCUUCAGAGCUACUCCACAGGGGGGCAAACAGACUUAUUGCCCCCUUUGCCCUCAUCAUCAAGAGUUCCCCAUGCUCCUCACCCCCCUCACCUCCACCACCACCACCACCAUCACCAUCACAGCCAUAUGUCUGUCUGUCUGCUACCGACACUUAUGGUACAACCUGUCUGUCUUUGGUCUGUGUUUGACUAGCUUUUUAUGUUGUUAUGUCUUAAUAUUGUGUUUUGUCUGUAGCACUUCAGAUUACAAUAUACCAUAGACUUGUAACAUAGUAACUACACUACUGAUAAGUUAUUCAUAUAAUGGCAUUUGACGUCCACAUAUUUAAGGAAACACUACUAACACAUACUCCUCACAACGUCUGUCUGUUUACAGUUAUGUCUGUCUGUUUGUCCAUCCUGUUUGUUGUUUAGCCACUGGCGAGUGAGUCCAAUAACUGUAAAUUGUCUUGUGUAGCGAUAGCCUUUGUGUUCUGCAUUUGUCACGUUUUUCAAUCUCUGUUUUUCAAAUACAUUGUUUGACAAUAAUGUGUUUUCUGUUGUUGUUUAUUUCAUGUAGCUACAGUAUUGGCAACGUGAGGCUGUUGAAGCUUCCGUAUGUUCAAAUCAAUGUGAUGUUGAUGAUUAUGAAAUUAACUGCCUACUACACUAUGUUGAGGUCAAAGGUUAUAUUUCAACACAAUUGCUUUUCCGCCAAGUAGAAUAAUGACAGUAACUAUAUAACCUCUUUGUUUUUUCAUGCGCUAUAAAGCAUGUAUCAACGACUGUAGAGUUCAUGGGCAAACUCAUAUCAUAAUAAUUUAACUUAAAGACAUAUUUAUAUAUCUUGUCUCAAAAAUAUUGAGGUGUUUUGUGUAACACUCACUCAAGAAAACUGAUUCGAAACACAAACAUGUACACACAUACAAAAAGAUUCCUUAGCCCAGGAAGUGUACUGGGGUAAGGAAUGUUUUAGGAUUUUCAAGUCUCUCAGUCGAGCACCUGAUUCCAUUUUUUUCAAGCUGGUCUGGAGCGCGUUUCAGUACCCUUUCUUUCUAAUGUACACGCAUACAUUCCAUUAUUCACAAAGAACUCAUUCGUGAUACCAGGGGCGAUUUGGGAUUUCAUUUGAGUUAUAGAAGGAAGUUUAUCAAAUUCAGUAUGAAAAUCAGAGUGGUUAGAUCAUGAGCUGUCAUGAACUCUCUGCUUACAGCCUGCCAAGUCUGAGCUGUUCAAAGACAGAGAGACUCCACCACCCAUCAGACCUUUUGAGAGUGAUGCAGAUGUAAGAGCUUGUAUUUGUGCCCUUUAAUGAAAUGUAGUCCUUAUUAUCCUUCUUAUCCAAUAUAUCCUUCUUAUUGUUUCACUGUUUUCUAUCAAAUUUGUUUCACUAAUUGAACUGUGUUUGAUUGUUUAACAGUGUUUUUUUAUUCUGUUAGGCUGUGCUGACUAGACUGUGUGGGUGUGACAAGCUUCUCCAGUCUCUUUCUCUAGAGCUGGCCCAGCUACAAGUUGACAAGGUCAGUACCUUCAGCUUACAGUUUCCUUUCAAUAGCCUUCACAUUGUUGUCAUUUUUCUACUAGACAACAUUCAUGUAUAGUGUUAUUCACUCAACACUUCACACAGACUUUGCCUAGACUCUAUUUACUGUACAGUCAAUGGCUUAAUCUGGUGAAAUGUUCCAUUUGUAGCACCGCAAACUUCAACCUUUGGAAGCUUCUACAAUUAAAACAUUUUCCCAAUCCUUUUCCAUCUUACAAUGGUGUACAUUGUAUUGUUCAAACUUUUUCACCCUUCCCAUCUCUCCCUCUCUUAUAGUACAGUGUCCAGCGCGCCUUAGAGAUGACCAGGCUGCAACUGGAUGAGUGGAGGAGCGAAGGACUCAAAGGACAGGAAGGAGCGCUCACCCAGAAGGCUUUGCUCCAGGAAGAACUGGUCACUAUCCGAGCAAGGAUGUGUGACGUCUCAUUGGUGCAUAACAUAGGAUCAUUAACCAUGACUUGCUCUGUCAAAAAGGAUACAUUCUGCAGUGUAAUGGAAGGGACAUUGUAACAAUGCCAAUGGCUCUGUAACUUUUUUUUUUUUUUUACUAAUUGUUUAUGAUUGUAUGAUAUAUUAGUGUUAAAUGAAAAAUCGAAUUGAUAUCCAUAUCAGGAAGACCAUAUUAUGAACCUAAACUUAAAUUCUUAACCCCUAAUUAAAACAUAUUUGUUUACUUUUCGGUACAGGAAAUGGAGAGAUUGUGGAGCCAGUAUGAGAGGAUGGAGAGUGAGCUGUCUGUGUUCCGCUCACACCUCCAGCACGUCUGUAAUUUCGGGAUGCCACAGGUAUAGACUCCUCAGUUUUAUCACACUUCACAGAUUAUCUUGUGCUCUCACAACAUUUAUUUUAAUACAAUGUUCUUGAAUUGAAUUUAGUACACUGCAACUCAUAAAAUGUUUCCCAUACCUAUAAUGGUCAGUUUCACGUAAGAUAUAUUCCUAGCAGGGGCAGAACAGGGGCAUACAAUGGCGCCAGAGGAGAUAGCUGCCGUUUUACGGGCUCCUAACCAAUUGUGCUAUUGUGUGUUUUUUUGCGUUAUUUGUAACUUAUUUUGUACACAAUGUUUCUGCCACCGUCUCUUAUGACCGAAAAUAGCUUCUGGAUAUCAGGACAGCGAUUACUCACCUCGUACUGGACGAAGAUUUUUUCUUUAACGAGUUGGACGCGAAGGAUUUACUUCAGACACCCGACAAGGCCCAAAAAAAAGAGACUGAGAUAUCGGCGACGUAGGUCGGGGUGCCUUUUAAGGAUCCGAUGGCGAAUGGGUAAUCUGCCUCUACCAUCAUUCCUAUUAGCCAACGUACAAUCAUUGGAUAACAAAAUAGAUGAGCUACGAUCACGAAUAUCCUACCAACGGGACAUUAAAAACUGUAAUAUCUUAUGUUUCACCGAGUCGUGGCUGAAUGAUGACAUGGAUAACAAACAGCUGGCGGGGUUUACGCUGCAUCGGCAAGAUAGAACAGCCGCCUCUGGUAAGACAAGGGGUGGCGGUCUGUGUAUAUUUGUAAACAACAGCUGGUGUACGAAAUCUAAUAUUAAGGAAGUCUCGAGGUUUUGCUCGCCUGAGGUAGAGUAUCUCAUGAUAAGCUGUAGACCACACUAUUUACCAAGAGAGUUUUCAUCAAUAUUUUUCGUAGCUGUCUAUUUAUCACCACAAACCGAUGCUGGCAGUAAGACGACACUCAAAGAGCUGUAUAAGGCCAUAAGCAAACAGGAAAACGCUCAUCCAGAGGCAGCGCUCCUAGUGGCCGGGGACUUUAAUGCAGGGAAACUUACAUCCAUUUUACCUCAUUUCUACCGCAUGUUAAAUGUGCAACCAGAGAAAAUAAAACUCUAGCCACAUUUACUCCACACACAGAGACGCGUACAAAGCUCUCCCUCGCCCUCCAUUUGGCAAAUCUGACCAUAAGUAUAUCCUCCUGAUCCCAGCUUACAAGCAAAAACUAAAGCAGGAAGCACCAGUGACUCGGUCAAUAAAGAAGUGGUCAGAUAAUGCAGAUGCUAAGCUACAGGACUGUUUUGCCAGCACAGACUGGAAUAUGUUCAAGGAUUCUUCCGAUGGCAUUGAGGAGUACACCACAUCAGUCACGGCUUCAUCAAUAAGUGCAUCGAUGACGUCGUCCCCACAGUGACCGUGUGUACAUACCCCAACCAGAAGCCAUGGAUUACAGGCAACAUCCACACUGAGCUAAAGGGUAGAGCUGCCACUUUCAAGGAGCGGGACUCUAACUCGGAAGCAUUUAAGAAAUCCCGUUAUGCCCUCCGACGAACCAUCAAACAGGCAAAGCGUCAAUACAGGACUAAGAUUGAAUCGUACUACACCGGCUCCGAUGCUCGACGAAUGUGGCAGGGCUUACAAACUAUUACAGACUACAAAGGGAAGCACAGCCGUGAGCUGCCCAGUGACAUGAGCCUACCAGACGAGCUAAAUUACUUCUAUGCUCGCUUCGAGGCAAGCAACACUGAAGCAUGCAUGAGAGCAUCAGCUGUUCCGGACGACUGUGUUAUCACGCUCUCCAUAGCCAAUGUGAGUAAGACCUUUAAACAGGUCAACAUUCACAAGGCCGUAGGACCAGAUGGAUUACCAGGACGUGUACUCCGAGCAUGCACUGACCAACUUGCAAGUGUCUUCAUUGACAUUUUCAACCUGUCCCGGACUGAGUCUGUAAUACCAACAUGUUUCAAGCAGACCACCAUAGUCCCUGUGCCCAAUAACACUAAGAUAACCUGCUUAAAUGACUCCAAACCUGUAGCACUCACGCCUGUAGCCAUGAAGUGCUUUGAAAGGCUGGUCAUGGCUCAAAUCAACACCAUUGUCCCAGAAACCCUAGAAACCCCACUCCAAUUUGCAUACUGCCCCAACAGAUCCACAGAUGAUGCAAUCUUUAUUGCACUCCACACUGCCCUUUCCCACCUGGACAAAAGGAACACCUACGUGAGAAUGCUAUUCAUUGACUACAGCUCAGCGUUCAACACCAUAGUGCCCUCAAAGUUCAUCACUAAGCUAAGGACUCUGGGACUAAACACCUCCCUCUGCAACUGGAUCCUGGACUUCCUGACAAGCCGCCCCCCAGGUGGUAAGGGUCGGUAAUAACACAUCUGCCAACAUGAGGGCCCCUCAGGGGUGCUUUCUCAGUCACCUCCUGUACUCCCUGUUCACCCAUGACUGCAUGGCCAGGCACGACUCCAACACCAUCUUUAAGUUUGCCGACGACACAACAGUGGUAGGCCUGAUCACUGACAAUGAUGAGACAGCCUAUAGAGAGGAGGUCAGAGACCUGGCCGUGUGUUGCCAGGAUAACAACCUCUCCCUCAACGUUAUCAAGACAAAGGAGAUGAUUGUGGACUACAGGGAAAAAAAGAGGACUGAGCACGCCCCCAUUCUCAUCGACAGGGCUGUAGUGGAACAGGUUGAGAGCUUCAAGUUCUUUGGUGUCCACAUCACCAACAAACUAUCAUGGUCCAAACACACCAAGACAGUCGUGAAGAGGGCACGACAAAGCCUAUUCCCCCUCAGGAGACUGAAAAGAUUUGGCAUGGGUCCUCAGAUCCUUAAAAAGUUAUACAGCUGCACCAUCGAGAGCAUCCUGACUGGUUGCAUCACUGCCUGGUAUGGCAACUGCUCCGCCUCCGACCGCAAGGCACUACAGAGGGUAGUGCGUAUGGCCCAGUACAUCACUGGGGCCAAGCCUCCUGCCAUCCAGGACCUCUAUACCAGGCGGUGUCAGAGGAAGGCCCUAACAAUUGUCAAAGACUCCAGUCACCCUAGUCAUAGACUGUUCUCUACUACCGCACGGCAAGUGGUACCGGAGCGCCCAGUCUAGGUCCAAAAGGCUUCUUCAUAGCUUCUACCCUCAAGCCAUAAGACUCCUGCACAGCUAAUCAUGGCUACCCAGACUAUUUGCCUUGCCCCCUCCCCCCCCCCCAACGACCCCACCCCACCCACCCCCUCUUUUACGCUGCUGCCACUCUCUGUUUAUUAUCUAUGCAUAGUCACUUUAACUCUACCUACAUGUACAUAUUACCUCAAUUACCUCGACUAACCUGUGCCCCCGCACAUUGACUCUGUACUGGUACCCCCUGUACAUAGCCUCGCUACUAUUAUUUUACUUCUGUUCUUAAUUAUUAUUAUUAUUUAUAUAUAUAUAUAUAUAUAUUUAUUUACAAUAUUUAUUUUAUGUUUUUAAUUUUUUAUCUAUUUUUACUCAACACUUAUUUUUCUUAAAACUACAUUGUUGGUUAAGGGCUUGUAAGUAAGCAUUCCACUGUUGUAUUCGGCGCAUGUGACAAAUACAAUUUUAUUUUAUUUUAUUUGAUGAAUCUCAGGAACAUAUAUACAGUAUGUUUCUUCUGUUUCCCUCUGCAACGCUCAGAAGUCACACAGAACUCGUUAGUAGGGACUGUGGUAAAACUGCACAGAAUGAUUGGGGGAAAUGUAUUGAUCUUCUGUUCUAAGAAAUAUGAAAUACACAAUGAUUGCCUGAUUAUCUUCCUUCUGCUUUCCUGAACUUUCCAAUACCAGUCAGAUGCAUUUCAAUCACUUGAAAGCAUACUUCAUUCAGACUGAAAUUUGGCAUUACCUUAUAUACCUUAUAUCUUUAUAAGGCCAGAUUCAAAAUCAUUUUUACACAUUGUUUACGAUACCCCCACUUGUCCCAAAAAAUGUAAUAAAAUACUGUGAUCAAUAUCUUAAAACAAAUACAGUGCCUUCAGAAAAGAUUCAUACCCCUCAACUUAUUCCACAUUUUGUUGUGUUAGAGCCUGAAUUCAAAAUUGAUUAAAUAUAUAUUUUUCUCACCCAUCUACACACAAUACCUCAUAAUUAUCUAGUCUUGCCAUAACAAAGGGGGUUGAAUAUUUAUUGACUCAAGACAUUUCUGGUUUUUAUUUUUUAUUAAUUUGUAAAAAUUUCUAAAAAUAUAGUUCCACUUUGACAUUAUGGGAAAUUGUGUGUAGGCCAGUGACACCAAAUCUCAAUUUAAUCCAUUUUAAAUUCAGGCUGUAACACAAAAAAAUGUGGAAAAAGUCAAGGGGGCGUGAAUACUUUCUGAAGGCACUGCACAGUACGCGUUAAUAGGGUAAUAAUAUAAUACAGAAAACACUUCAGCAUUGUAAAGGUCUGCCACAUCUGCCUCUGGCUCUCACCAUCCCUAAAACAUGGUUAUCAAUCAAAGCCCUAAUAAAGGUGCUUGUCAAACCUGAUAGAUCAAUGUCAUCACAAAAUGCAGUCUAAAUCACAUGAAUCAGCCAAGAACUCCUCCUUUAGAUAAAGGACUGUGUAGCUCCUGUUCUGAGCACACUAUCUGAUAAUAUGCUGAGGGUAUGAAACUAGCCUAAAUGUUGUUCCAGGGCUUAGGUGUUUCAAUGGGUGUUUGGGGGGACCAAAUAAAAUGUUAAAGCAUAUCUUCACUUUGAUAGACUUCCAUUUUUCCAUAAACCUAUGGGAAAUCUAUGGGACCAGGAGAGACUGUCAUCCACGGUUUUGUUUUGUUUCAAAAGCCACUGCUAACUUGAGCUCAGUUGGAAAUAAAAUAGAUAGGGGCAAGCUUGCCAUGUUCAAAGUUGAAUGACCAAAUCAACUGAAAGACCUGUUUUGUGAUUUGGCCUUUAAAUGACCCCCUGUCCCCUGUCCCCCGUCCUCCGUCCCCCAUCCCCUGUCCUCCGUCCCUCCUCAGGAGCAGUCCCAGGCCCAGAGAGAGCUGUGGAUGAUGGAGGACAUCCUCUCUGGACUCAGGGUAAACAGGGAUCACUUCCGAGUCCUGCUGGGCUUGCAGAGGCACACAGGUAACUGUCGGAAACACUCAUACUUUGUCUGAUCAUUUGCUCAUAUUGCUUAGGCUUAGGAAUUAAUAUGGAUUGCCCACAUUGAGAAAGGGAGCAACCAGAGGCAGAUAUAUAGAGAGAUACAGUAUACAGUAUGGCUCUUGUAGCAACUUAUUCUCUUCACUUGUGUGUCUUUUCUAAGCUCCCAAAGGAGUAUUCCAGAAGUCAUCCUCCCACCCGGGGACACCUGGAUCUUCAACAGAGAGGAUGCCGAGUGGAUUGCCAAUGGUAUGACUACCAAUACCAGUGACCUAGUAGGUUACCAUAGUGCUGUGGAAUCAUACGAAUUCAGAGUGGGUUCCCUGCAUGCUGUCAUAUAUCCAAAGAGAUAUUGGAAAAGGCAUAUAGAGUGAGGGAAAAAAGUUUUUGAUCCCCUGCUGAUUUUGUACAUUUGCCCACUGACAAAGACAUGAUCAGUCUAUACUUUUAAUGGUAGGUUUAUUUCAACAGUGAGAGACAGAAUAACAACAAAAUAAUCCUGAAAGACGCAUGUCAAAAAUGUUAUAAAUUGAUUUCCAUUUUAAUGAGGGAAAUAAGUAUUUGAACCCUCUGCUAAACAUGACUUAGUACUUGGUGGAAAAACCCUUGUUGGCAAUCACGAGGUUUGCACACAUCUCAGGAGGGAUUUUGUCCCACUCCUCUUUCCAGAUCUUCUCCAAGUCAUUAAGGUUUUGAGGCUGACUUUUGGCAACUCGAACCUUCAGCUCCCUCCACAGAUUUUCUAUGGGAUUAAGGUCUGGAGACCACUCCAGGACCUUAAUGUGCUUCUUCUUGAGCCACUCCUUUGUUGCCUUGGCCGUGUGUUUUGGGUCAUUGUCAUGCUGGAAUACCCAUCCACGACCCAUUUUCAAUGCCCUGGCUGAGGGAAGGAGGUUCUCACCCAAGAUUUGAUGGUACAUGGCCCUGUCCAUCGUCCCUUUGAUGCGGUGAAGUUGUCCUGUCCCCUUAGCAGAAAAACACCUCCAAAGCAUAAAGUUUCCACCUCCAUAUUUGACGGCGGGGAUGGUGUUCUUGGGGUCAUAGGCAGCAUUCCUCCUCCUCCAAACAUGGCGAGUUGAGUUGAUGCCAAAGAGCUCAAUUUUGGUCUCAUCUGACCACAACACUUUCACGCAGUUCUCCUCUGAAUCAUUCAGAUGUUCAUUGGCAAACUUCAGACGGCCCUGUAUAUGUGCUUUCUUGAGCAGGGGGACCUUGCGGGCGCUGCAGGAUUUCAGUCCUUCACGGCGUAGUGUGUUACCAAUUGUUUUCUUGGUGACUAUGGUCCCAGCUGCCUUGAGAUAAUUGACAAGAUCCUCCCGUGUAGUUCUGGGCUGAUUCCUCACCGUUGCAACUCCACGAGGUGAGAUCUUGCAUGGAGCCACAGGCCAAGGGAGAUUGACAGUUCUUUUGUGUUUCUUCCAUUUGCGAAUAAUCGCACCAACUGUUGUCACCUUCUCACCAAGCUGCUUGGCGAUGGUCUUGUAGCCCAUUCCAGCCUUGUGUAGGUCUACAAUCUUGACCCUGACAUCCUUGGAGAGCUCUUUGGUCUUGGCCAUGGUGGAAAGUUUGGAAUCUGAUUGAUUGAUUGCUUCUGUGGACAGGUGUCUUUUAUACAGGUAACAAACUGAGAUUAGGAGAACUCCCUUUAAGAGUGUGCUCCUAAUCUCAGCUCGUUACCUGUAUAAAAGACACCUGGGAGCCAGAAAUCUUUCUGAUUGAGAGGGGGUCAAAUACUUAUUUCCCUCAAUAAAAUGCAAAUCAAUUUAUAACAUUUCUGACAUGCGUUUUUCUAGAUUUUUUUGUUGUUAUUCUGUCUCUCACUGUUCAAUUAAACCUACCAAUAAAAUUAUAGACUGAUCAUUUCUUUGUCAGUGGGCAAACAUACAAAAUCAGCAGGAGAUUAAAUACUUUUUUCCCUCACUGUAAGACAAUGUUCUUAUAAGGGUGCUGUUCGGUGUAAUGAACCAAUAAGCAUUGAUUGGUUAAUAAUGGGUAUGAUUUUGUUAGGGAGUUGAAUCAGAGCCUCCGACCCGCCCCCCUUUACCUCAGGAGCUCCAAGACACCAAUCAGGGAAGAGACCAGGGGCAUGUGUGGAUAGAUCCGAACUAUGAGGUGAGUAUUGAGAGACACAGUAGGUUACAUUCUGAUUCUCUACCCUUUUCUCAAAGCGUGCACUUUCACUCCCUAUAAUUGAUUUAGCAAUAGUGGAAACUCCCUCCAGCCAAUGCUUACACCAAUGCAAUGUUUUCAAAUCCAUGACAGGUAGUGUGCAAGCGCACACUUUGGGAGAAGGGUAGAGAAUCAAGACGCAACCAUGCUGAUAAUACCACUUUGAAUCCUCAACAAUGACACAGUAAAUAUCUCUGUUGCAUCCAUGAUCUCUGUGUAUGUGCUGUAUGUCCUCCAGGGCAUCUACAGUGACCCAGUAUAUCCACUGGACAGAAGAGGAAACAGACAGUCUGAUACCCACGGUGACAGAACACAGAGAGAGACAUCAGGUAGCUAGUAUGAUAUGGAGUUUUUGACUAUGUCUAUGACGAUCAUGUACAUUAACCACCUAUGGAUCAUCGAUUUCCAGAGUUGAGGAAAUACCGGUAUGGUAUAACUAUAGCAAACGUUCCUUCUGAUGGUGUUACACUGUACUGUAUUGUCCUUGUCAGGUUUUCGUCACGUUAUCAAUUGCUCUUUCUUAUACACUCAUUUUCCUUCUCUCGCUCUAUAUCUGUCAUCCACAGAAUCUCAGUCUAGUUCAAGAUGGUCCAUACCAGAUCCCACAAAUAAGGUACAAUUGUCUAAUUCAUCUACGUCUCCACCAUCUGCACCUUGUUAAAAUGUAAAUCACUUGAUAGAAUACAAAUAACUGACAGAUUUUUUUUAAAUGAUAUUUUCUUUCAAUCAAAGCCAAAUUCAAAUGUUUUGAUUCUCAUCUGAUUCCUUACAAUUAGGGCGUGUUUCAAUAUCUCUGACAGUCAACAGAGGGAAACAGAGACACAUAGCUCUGUGGUUCUCGCUGUAUUUACACCCAACCUCUUCUCCCUUUUUCUCUCUCUCAAUUCAAUUCAAUUCAAUUCAAAGGGCUUUAUUGGUAUGGGAAACGUAUGUUUACAUUGCCAAAUCAAGUGAAAUAGAUAAUAAACAAAAGUGAAAUAAACUAUCAAAAAUGAACAGUAAACAUUACUGUUUACAACAAACUACAACAAAUGUUUCAAAGGAAUAGAGGCAUUUCAUAUUAUGGCUAUGUACAGUGCUAUAACGAUGUGCAAAUAGUUAAAGUACAAAAGGGAAAAUAAAUAAACACAAAUAUGGGUUGUAUUUACAAUGGUGUUUGUUCUUCACUGGUUGCCCUUUCCUUGUGGCAACAGGUCACACAUCUUGCUGCUGUGAUGGCACACUGUGGUAUGUCACCUAAUAGAUAUGGGAGUUUAUCAACAUUUGAUUUGUUUUCAAAUCUUUGUGGGUCUGUAUAAUCUGAGGGAAAUACUGUAUGUGCCUCUAAGUGUAGCUCAGUUUCCACCUCAUUUUGUGGGCAGUGUGCACAUAACCUGUCUUCUCUUGAGAGCCAGGUCUGCCUACGGUGGCCUCUCUCAAUAGCAAGGCUAUGCUCACUGAGUCUGUACAUAGUCAAAGCUGUCCUUAAUUUUGGGUCAGUCACUCUGGUCAGGUAUUCUGCCACUGUGUACUCUCUGUUUAGGGCUAAAUAGAAUUCCAGUUUGCUCUAUUUUUGGUUAAUUAUUUCCUAUGUGUCAAGAAAUUCUCUCUCUCUCUCUCUCUCUCUCUCUCUCUCUCUCUCUCUCUCUCUCUCUCUCUCUCUCUCUCUCUCUCUCUCUCUCUCUCUCUCUCUCUCUCUCUCUCUCUCUCUCUCUCUCUCUCUCUCUCUCUCUCUCUCUCUCUCUCACUCUCACACACACACACAUGUUUGUUUUACUAUACUUGUGGGGACCAAACACUUGAUUCCCAUUCAGAAUCCUAUUUUCCCUAACCCCUAAACCUAAACCUAAUCUUAACCCUAAACCUGAGCCUAAACCUAACCCUUAACCCCUAACUCUAACCCUGAACCUGAGCUGAAACCUAACCCUAACCCUAAACCUAACCCCUAACCCUAAUUCUAACCCUAACCCUAAAUGUAACCCUAAACCAACCCCCUAAGCCUAAAACAGCCUUUUUCCUUGUGGGGACGAGCAAAAUGUCCCCACUUAUCCAAAUGUUCCUUGUUUUACUAUCCUUAUGAGGACUUAUGGUCCCCACAAGGAGAGUAAAACCAAACGCGCACACACACACACACAAUAUCGUAGAUGUUCUAUUGGCACUAUUACUGCUCUUGGCAUUCUCAAGCUUUCCUGCUACCAGUCUGUUUUUUCACACACGACAUCUAUGACUUCCAUUCAUUCUAUGCAUUGGAGUCAUACACGUUGUACUAAAGCAUCACCUUUUCCUCAGAAGGGGAGGAUGAGUGAAGAGGAGCAGAUAGAGAGGAUGAGGAGACAUCAGGAAAGGCUAGCCAGUCGGAGGAAACCGCCAAUUCCCGAUCUCACGACCCAAACCCAGUGUCAAAGUUCAGAUCCGAAAGAAGAGGUUGGUUCUAUGAGGAUGAGUGUGUAAUGGAUUUCCAUAUGUAUAUUAGUAUAUGAUCCAACAUUGUAUGAAUAUAUACAUACUGUACUGUAUAUGCACACAUAUAUGUACGUAUAGGUAACUGCCAAAAUAAAGGAAACACCAACAUAAAGGGUCUUAAUAGGGCGUUGGGCCUCCACGAGCUGCCAGAACAGCUUCAAUGUGCCUUGGAAUAGGUUCUACAAUUGUUUGGAACUCUAUUGGAGGGAUGCGACAUCAUUCUUCCACACGAAAUUCCAUCAGUUGGUGUUUUGUUGAUGGUGGUGGAAAACACUAUCUCUCAGGUGCCGCUCCAGAAUCUCCCAUAAGUGGUCAAUUGGGUUGAGAUCUGGUGACUGAGACAGACAGACAGACAGACAGACAGACAGACAGACUGACUGACUGACAGACACACACACACACACACACACACACACACACUUUAAACACCCUAUGCUCCUUUGAGACCUCUCUUUCAAAGUCACUGAGAUCUCUUCUUCUAGCCAUGGUAGCCAAAAUAAUGGGCAACUGGGCAUUUUUAUUCAUGACCCUAAGCAUGAUGGGAUGUUAAUUGCUUAAUUAACUCAGUAACCACACCUGUGUGGAAGCGCUUGCUUUCAUUAUACUUUGUAGCCCUCAUUUACUCAAUUGUUUCCUUUAUUUUGGCAGUUACUUGCAUAUGCAUACAUGCAGGCCUAUACAUGUGAAUGAGUCACUCAGGGAAAAUCUCUUUUUUUUUCUUCAGGCCCACUUUGCUGUGAGGGUGACGAGAGUCGUCAAAGCCAUCUUACCGUCCUCUCUGAUUGCCCAACGCGUUUCUGUGGAGGAACCACUUCUUGAGAUGAGCCAGGAGCAGCUGCCAGCCCAACGGUUGGCUAAGGCUCUACAGGAGCUAGAUUCAGAGAGGCAGGAGCAAAACUCCAAUGGGCUCAAUGCAACCAGGGCCCAGAAGAGCCACAAUGUCACCACCAAGUCCUCCAGAGACGACUCCUGGACAGAGGCGGAGACUGCUGCGGAGGCCCUGAAGCUCCAUCAGAGUUGUGACUGGGCCGUUGUGGGAAAUGGUGGUGUGGCCUCUGUUCCCCGGGUAAGAGAGGAGGAUGGGGGUCAUGACUCUACAAGAAAAGUGUUGGGAGGAGGUCAUAAGGAGGAACAGAAGGUAAGAUGGUUGAUGUGGACUUGUUGUUCAGUAUAGUUCAUUUAAUCUCAUCUCUUAUUUCAGUUUUAAAUCAUAUUCUAAUAAAGGCUUUUUACAAGCUAAUUAGCUACUGAUCGCCAAUCAACUGAAACAUGUUAGGUCUUAUCACAGUUUUACCUGGGCUUUUACUCUUGUACGGAUAAGCAUGCCACAUAUCUCAAAGUCACAAUCUGGUAGAUGUCCUUCUGUUCAACUGCCAUUUCGAGUAAUGAUAUUCAUCCAUUGAUUCCUAAAGAAUACAACUUAUGAAUGCCUCAUGAAACACAGACUCAGGAUUGUGGCUUUCAUGUUACAGGUUGAGGGAUGUGCUACUCUCCUAACCUCUGCCCCGGACCCUGAUCUUUGCCUCACCCCUGAGCAGAGAGAGGCCAAGCAGAGACGUGUAGAGAGGAUCAGGGAGAGAGUCAUCCAGAGGUGUGUGUGUGUGUGUGUGUGUCUGUGUGUGUUUAUCAGUCAGAAAGCUGGGUCAUGAUGAAUCUCUUCUGUGACAGCUCAGUAUGUUUCACUAUGUAGAGAGACAAUUAUUAGAAGGGAUAUAAAUUACUCUAACUCCCAUGUCCAUAGACCUGUCUCUGUGUUGCCAUACAGUACCAGUCAGAAGUUUGGACACACCUACUCAUUCAAGGGUUUUUAUUUUCUUCACCUGGAAUGCUUUUCCAACAGUCUUGAAGGAGUUCCCACAUAUGCUGAGCACUUGUUGGCUGCUUUUCCUUCACUUUUCCUUCAUGUCCGACUCAUCCCAAACCAUCUCAAUUGGGUUGAGGUCGGGUGAUUGUGGAGGCCAGGUCAUCUGAUGCAGCACUCCAUCACUCUCCUUCUUGGUAAAAUAGUCCUUACACAGCCUGGUGGUGUGUUGGGUCAUUGUCCUGUUGAAAAACAAAUGAUAGUCCCACUAAGCCCAAACUAGAUGGGAUGGCGUAUUGCUGCAGAAUUCUGUGGUAGCCAUGCUGGUUAAGUGUGCCUAAAUAAAUCACAGACAGUGUCACCAGCAAAGCACCGCCACACCAUAACACCUCCUCCUCCAUGCUUUCAGUGGGAACUACACAUGCGGAGAUCAUCCGUUCACCCACACAGCGUCUCACAAAGAAAAGGCAGUUGUAACCAAAAAUCUCAAAUUUGGACUCCAGACCAAAGGACACAUUUCCACCGUUCUAAUGUCCAUUGCUCGUGUUUCUUGGCCCAAGCAAGUCUCUUCUUCUUAUUGGUGUCCUUUAGAAGUGGUUUAUUUGCAGCAAUUCGACCAUGAAGGCCUGAUUCACACAGUCCCCUCUGAACAGUUGAUGUUGAGAUGUGUCUGUAACUUGAACUCUGUGAAGCGUUUAUUUGGGCUGCAAUUUCUGAGGCUGGUGACUCUAAUGAACCUAUCCUCUGCAGCAGAGGUAACUCUGGUUCUUCCAUUCCUGUGGCGGUCCUCAUGAGAGCCAGUUUCAUCAUAGAGCUUGAUGGUUUUUGCGACUGCACUUGAAGAAACUUUCAAAGUUCUUGAAAGUUUCCGUAUUAAAUGACCUUCAUGUCUUAAAGUAAUGAUGGACUGUAGUUUCUCUUUGCUUAUUUGAGCUGUUCUUGCCAUAAUAUGGACUUGGUCUUUUACCAAAUAGGGCUAUCUUCUGUAUACCACCAAUACCUUGUCACAACACAACUGAUUGGCUCAAAUGCAUUAAGAAGGAAAGAAAUUCCAUAAAUUAAGUUUUAAAAAGGCACACCUGUUAAUUGAAAUGCAUUCCAGGUGACUACCUCAUGAAGCUGGUUGAGAGAAUGCCAAGAGUCUGCAAAGCUGUCAUCAAGGCAAAGAGUGGCUAUUUGAAGAAUCUCAAAUAUAUAAAAUAUAUUUUGAUUUGUUUAACACUUUUUGGGUUACUACAUGAUUCCAUAUGUGUUAUUUCAUAGUUUUGAUGUCUUCACUAUUAUUCUACAAUGUAAAAAAUAGUAAAAAUAAAUAAAAACCCUUGAAUGAGUAGGUGUGUCCAAACUUUUGAUUGGUAGAGUAUGUUCUUGUCAUGUGUUUUUCUUAUGAGUUUGCAUGCAUCUACAAAUCUAGCUUUAAUCUCAGGGCUUUCCUUCCACCUCCUCUUUCUGCUCUGCCUCCCUAUGUCUCUCUCUCGCUCUCUCGCUCUCUCUCUCUCUCAGUGCAGUCAGAGAGAGUGCCGUGGCGCCCGGCCGUCCACUGACCAGGGGGGUGAAACAGGAGCUCCACAACACCCCUUCUACACAGACCUAUGACAAGGCCAGAAAUAGCAGGGAGAUGUCAGGUACUCAUUUAGCCAUAAUGCUUAGGUACAAACAAUCAAUUAUUUUUAGAAAUGUAUGCUGAAAGUUUGUCCUUUCUGCUACAUUACUCUCAUUAAUAUACAGUCUACACUGUACUACAUUCAGAGAAUCACACCAAUUCCAGAACUUUCUGUACUUUUCAGUUUCUGGACCUUAUGAGGAUGUGUGCGGAGGCUGGUGCCGUUGUGACGGAGCUGUUCUUCGUAGGUACAGAACAGUAGAACCUCCCACCCCUGGAGAGACACUACUUUAUGCAGAUGAGGGAAAGGGACAUACGAAAGGCCAUGAGGGUCAUAUUGGGAACAAAACACAACACAAUGGUCACAGUGACAGAAAGGGUAUCAUGAAACAUAAAAAAGAAAAGAAACCAUCCACUUCCUCCAAACAGAUAUCCUCGAUGACUGUAUACCAGACCGAUGGAGGCCAGCGAUUCAAGAGGAGGUGCGAGGAGGAAGAACAAGAGGAACUCUCAAUCGAUCAUGGUGAAAGCAGUUCUCUGUCCACCAAUCAGAGAGCAGAAUGGUUCCUCUCAACCAAUCAGUGGCGAGAAUUCAUACCUUUACAAGACCACGGAAUAGAGUCAUUAUGCCAUGAGGAAACCUUGAAUUUGGACAAUGAUCCAACAUCUCAUGAUGCAGGAACUGAUUCCAAUGGCGCCACAUUUUCUAUCAGUGAAAGUUUAGAGAAAAUGUUGGAGAAUCAUUCCCUCUUCUAUAGAAUCACAAGUGACAUCAAUCUAUCAGACACGGACAUUACAAUGACUGAUGGACAAUCAGUUUCCGAUCAGGAAGAAAAGAUGGAGGGGGCAACCAGUGAGAUUUCAAGAGCAGAUGAAGUGACCUAUAGUGUGGUAAGACCAACAGACCAACAAAUUGAAGGUUGCCACCCUUCAGAAUCCUCCACAAGUCAUGAUACAGCCACAGACAAUAGCGGAGACAUCACUACAACCAAUGAGCAGCAAGACUCAACAUCUAUGGACCUGAACGCACAACUAACACUAUCUGGUAAUCAAACAUCAUGUGCCUCAACCAAACCAGCACAUGACCUAUGCAUCUAUGAAGAGAUACCGGACAAUGACGCCUUGUCCAAAGCAACGGAGGAACCCAGUCAAGAGAGUCAAUGGAAAAUGAAGAAAAGUCAGGAAUCGAGAAAACCUAAUCCCGAAUCGUCGGGUAAUCCUGAAUCAGAACAGGCUCCCUCUAUGGAUACAUGUGGAAAGUCGAAAACAGGAGAAGGAAAUUGUGGAAUAGUUGAGACAGUAGAUAUGAAGGUAGAACAGGAGGGAACUGCAGUGUUGAAAGUGGGCAAUAGCAGUUUAGGUGGAGAGAGGGAAGAGGCGGUCCAAAAAAGAGGUAGCCUAUCCAAAACCAAUUCUUUAGGCCUAUACGAGGGUGAAAGCGCGGAUCGAAGUGCCUCGUUUGGAAGAGGGAGAGUAACAGUACUGCGGACAAGUUUA